Aethina tumida (small hive beetle) is the source of this 1718-nucleotide messenger RNA. RefSeq names its product probable cytochrome P450 6a13. Lineage: Eukaryota; Metazoa; Arthropoda; Insecta; Coleoptera; Nitidulidae. Gene Ontology annotation, molecular function: iron ion binding; heme binding; monooxygenase activity. The coding region runs from base 117 to 1628 and encodes 503 amino acids. The transcript is spliced from 5 exons. The record is from RefSeq and is a predicted model, not a curated record.
AAAUUUUUAUUUAAGUACAUAUUAAAGAUCACAGUGAUACGUAUGUGAAAGUUAAGUGAGUAGUUCUGAUUUAUAAAUUUUGAGUUAUUCAUACUGUACUUCAGUAUUGAAACAAGAUGGGCAUUUUAUUUCCAACUUUAUUGGGAGAUUUGGUGGCUCUUAUAAUAACUGUGACGGCCUUAAUAAUAAUUUAUUUCCAAUAUGCCUAUACCUACUGGGCAAGGAAGGGAGUGCCGUAUAUCCAACCAAAAUUUCCGUUGGGAAAUUUGAAGACUUUCAUUGUAAAAUCCUAUGUCGUUGGUUCGGACAGUGCCAGUUUCUACAAAGAAUUGAAGAGCAAAGGUCAUAAAUUUGGCGGAAUUUUCACCUUGUGCCGACCUGUUUUGGUUUUAACGGAUCCAGAUUAUGUCAGAGACAUUAUGACCAAAGAUUUUCACAAUUUUAUUGCCAGAGGAGGUUACCACAUCGACGAAGAUCCAUUGUCAAAUCAUUUGUUUAAUGUGGGAGAAAAAACAUGGAAAGGAAUAAGAUCGAGAUUGACGCCCACAUUUACGACAGGAAAAAUGAAGAUGAUGUUCCAUACUGUUGUAGAAUGCAGCAAAUAUAUGGAUGAAUAUCUGAGUCAAAAAGCGGCCGUUAACGAAAACAUUGAUAUAUUGGACGUGGUAGCCUCAUUUACCACGGAUGUAAUUGGAGCAUGUGCUUUCGGCAUAAACUGCAACAGUUUUAAAGGCACAGAGGGUGAAUUCAGGGCAAUGGGCAGAGAGAUCUUCAUCAAACGUACUUUGUGGAGUAAAAUAAAGACGCUGCUUGCAGGGACUAUUCCGGAACUGGCGAUGAAAUUGAAACUGACAGUUGUUAGGGAAGACGUGUCCAAUUUUUUCUUUGGCACUGUACAAAACACCAUUAAAUACAGAAACCAGAACAACGUUACUAGGCCUGAUUUCCUACAGUUGUUGAUCAACAUCCAGAAGGAAGACCCUAACUUCACCAUGAACGAUUUGGUGGCUCAAGUGUUCUUAUUCUUUGUUGCUGGUUACGAUACUUCUGCGGCAACCAUGACUUUUACCAUCUUCGAACUGUGCAAAAAUCCUGAUAUCCAGGAAAGAGUUAGAGAGGAAAUCCUUGAGGUGCUCGAGAAAAACAACAACGAAAUCACGUACGAAAGUUUGAAUGAGAUGAAAUAUUUGGGACAAGUGAUCGACGAGGCUUUGAGGAUGUAUCCUCCGGUUCAAACUUUAACCAGAACUUGCACGAAGGAUUAUACACUAAGAGAUACAAAUAUUAUCAUUCAAAGAGGUACGCCAGUCUAUAUUCCAUUAUGUGGCUUCCAUAUGGAUCCAGAAUAUUAUCCUGAACCAGAGAAAUUCGACCCGGACCGAUUUUCACCGGAAAACAAAGCGCUUAGACAUCCAUACGUUCAUUUACCUUUCGGGGAAGGACCCAGAAAUUGCAUAGGCUUAAGAUUCGGUGUUAUGCAAUCUAGACUUGGACUGGUGAGAAUUUUAAAGGAUUAUAGACUGAGCCUCAGUCCGGAUACUAAGGUUCCCCUGACUUUUGACGGUACAUUCUUUUUGGUCAGAUCUAAUGAAACAAUCCUAGUGAAGGCUCAGAAAAUCAAAAGUUAAUAGGGAUAGAAAUUCGAUUUGUUCCUAAAUAUUUUUUAGUAUUUUUUAUUAUAACUAUUUUAUUAGUUUAUAAAUAAAUUAUUAGAUAAU